CCGCUCGCUGCUCACUGCACAGCCGCAGUCCACGGCGAUGCGCCGUUAACGGCAGAGCCGCUCCGCGCUCUUUUCUUUCUUCUUCCACCAUCCUCGCUUUGAGAGGAUCAUCAUCAUCAUCACCAUCAGCAGCAUCACCAUCAGCAGCAGCAUCCCCAUCCCCUCUCCGGGCUGCGUGUUUGUCCGCCGGCGCUGCACCGUCCUUAUCAAUACCAUGGAAAUACCAGGCUGUCAUUCUUCCAUCUAGAAGGGAAGUCUCACCUCACACAGUCAAGACGGGGGGCACAAUGAGUGAAGAGUCACCGGCCUCCCCCAGUUGGCUGACCCCUGACCCCACAGCAUGGGCCAGCGGAGGCGGGGGACCGAUGGACAACAGCACCAGCAUGGGGACGUUUCCCCCGGAGGAGUCUCUACCGCCCAGCCAGCUGCCCCUGCUGGUCAACCCCUGGGACAUUGUGCUGUGCUCAUCUGGGACUCUGAUAGCCUGUGAGAACGCCCUGGUGGUGCUGGUGAUCUGGCAGAACCCGGCGCUCAGAGCCCCCAUGUUCCUGCUGAUCGGCAGCCUGGCGCUGGCGGACCUCCUAGCCGGCCUGGGCCUGGUGCUCCACUUCACCUGUGCCUACCUGCUCCGCUCUGACUCGGCCCAGUUGCUGACCGUGGGCCUGGUGGUGGCCUCCUUCUCUGCUUCUGUCUUCAGUCUGCUGGCCAUCACUAUUGACCGCUACUUGUCGCUGUAUUACGCCCUCACCUAUAACUCGGAGCGGACAGCGGCCUUCACCUACACCAUGCUGGUGCUCCUGUGGGGCCUGUCCCUGUGUCUGGGCCUGCUUCCGGUCACAGGGGUCAACUGCCUGGCAGAGGAGGCCACAUGCAGCGUGGUUCGGCCACUCACAAAGAACAACAUAGCAGUGCUGUCCGUCUCCUUCCUGCUGCUCUUCGGCCUCAUGCUGCAACUUUACGUCCAAAUCUGCAAGAUCGUGAUGCGCCACGCCCACCAGAUCGCCCUCCAGCACCACUUCCUGGCUGCCACACCCCACUACGUCACAACACGGAAGGGCGUGUCAACACUGGCCAUCAUCCUGGGUACUUUUGCUGCCUGUUGGAUGCCAUUCACUGUCUACUCUCUAAUCGCUGACUACACCUACCCUCCUCUGUACACCUACGCCACGCUGGUGCCUGCCACCUACAACUCUGUCAUCAACCCGGUCAUAUACGCUUUCAGGAACCAGGAGAUCCAGAAGGCGCUGUGGCUGGUGUGCUGUGGAUGCGUGCCUGCCAGCGUAGCCCACCGAGCACGGACCCCUAGUGACGUCUGACCAAGCAGACCCAGGUGGGAAGAGAGAGGCACCCUGGGUCAGCUGUGCUCCUCACUGGAUGUGACCAGUGUCAAAGAGAGCAGCAGCAGGAGAGAUCAGGGGAAGAAGUGGCAGAGGGCUGAAGCUGCAGUUCCGACUGGAGAUAAUACUGGAGAUGAUAGUGGCAGAGGCAGAUGGGUGAAUUAUCCACAGCCCUCCUGGAUGGAUGGCGUGUGUUUCUUUGUUAUAUUCAUCAUAGGGCAAGGUAUCUCACUGUCUUCCCCAGUGCAGGCGGCCAUCACAGGGCUGCCUCCCGCCCCCUCCCAUUCAAUCCGUGCCACGCCCUUCCUUCUCUAUUCUGCAGAGAGCUGAGAGCAUCACAUGUUACAGGCAGCAGCUGUAUAUAGAAUGUCCAUACAGCACUGGAGCUGUGGUUGGCACGUGCUUGUUUUACUUCAAACGGCGGGGAGGGAUUAUUAUUUUGAGCUUCUGUGCGUGCGUAAAUACGCGCGGCGGAUUAACAAAGCAGUGUGCGCGGUGCGGUGCGGUGAGGUGAGGAGAGAUACGGCCGCUGCUCAAUACGCGGCAUUUCCACAGUAAAAGCCCGUCUGGAGCAGCAUCCCGUCGCUCUACUGCUGCACUCUGAACGUGCGUCGAAAGCUAAGCAGCCACGGAGAGCUAAAAAUAGACCCUGGCGCUCUCUGAUCCGCGCCCUGCGUCCUCCACGGACGUCAAGAAAGAAAGAAAUCUAGCCGCCUUUUCUCCUCGCCUCUCUUAUAUUCUCAUUUCUAAUUUUUUUUUUUCUGGAUUGUGCGUGAAUGUGUUGUAGAGUCAGUCUGUGUUUGAGAGGCUAUAGCUGCGUCUUAAAACAAGGCCCAGUUUAGCCACCAUUAUUUUUUUAUUGUUAAGAAGCGCCGAACCGUGUAGAAAAGGAGUAAGAUUAUGUAACCCCCCUUAUAGCUCUCCAGUGCAUCUUUUUAAAAGAUGGGAAUGCUAUAAAUGUAUUGCUGUUUAUGGAAACAAAGAUAAAAUCUAACUUUUAAGGUUAAUUUGGAAACAAACACUUUAGAAAGGAAAUCAAAAUCCCUAUGUGGAAAUUAGUAAAA
This is a messenger RNA of Sphaeramia orbicularis (orbiculate cardinalfish), 2401 nucleotides long. RefSeq names its product G protein-coupled receptor 12 (gene gpr12). The record is from RefSeq and is a predicted model, not a curated record. Gene Ontology annotation, cellular component: membrane. Lineage: Eukaryota; Metazoa; Chordata; Actinopteri; Kurtiformes; Apogonidae. Gene Ontology annotation, biological process: G protein-coupled receptor signaling pathway. Bases 288 to 1316 code for a protein of 342 amino acids. The transcript is spliced from 2 exons. Gene Ontology annotation, molecular function: G protein-coupled receptor activity.